ACUGAAAAACAUUCAGAACUACACGGCACACCUACACACCAUGUCAGUAAGUAUUUAAUAUUUAAAUAAGAGUGGAAUUCAUACAUUUACAUCUUUGAUUCAUUUAAAUCAGUCUUCUAUUUUUUUAUCUUUGUUUGUACUCUGUUAUUCUUUGCUGCUCCUCAACAGUGUUUUCGCUCUUAAAGGAUCUUUGUUCUCGAUCAUGACCUGGAACUAAGAGGACUUUAACUUUACAGGAGGAUUUUUGUGAAGUAAAAAAAACGAAAUUCUCCCUAAAGCUGUUCAGUAAUGAGCAGUAAAGUCGCCUUUUGCUUGUGGACACCACAGAACAGUGUGAUCCAGUCAGAAACAAGCAGCUCUCUUCUCCGCUGGUCUCAUGGCCUCGGUGUGGAGAAUGUCUUAUCCGCUCUUAUAAAUCUAGAGAACUUCCAAAAUGUCACAUGUUUCUUGUCCUUUAACUUUUCUUCUAAACCUUAACAACCAUCAAACCUCUCCUUCCUUCACUCCACCCCUCAUUUUAACCUCCGUCUCCUCUGAACUUUAGCGCUCUUCUGAAGGGAACCAUCGGUGGAUCGCUUUCCUCUUCCUUUUAACCACUUUUCUCUUCUUUCUUCACUCCUACUUGGAUUCUUCUUCUGUCACUCAAUGUUUUCUUCUUGAGUGUGUCUGCUGUCUCUGUUUUCCUUCCUGCUGUUGUCAGUGUUGUGUAUAGUAGAUUCACAGCUCUCCUCUGCUAUGUGGUGGUGGCUGCUCGGGACUCUGAGCUGCUUGGCGUUGGCGGGGGUUGUCACCUUCUUCCUGGUCACCGGGAAACGCCACAAGGUGUUCAGUGAGAAGUGCCUGAGGCCGCCGGGACCCCUGGUCACUGAUAGCAAGCAGAGGGAUGCCAGGCUGAAGACGGGGUUUCGAGUGGACCGUGUUCCCGCUGAUCUGGAUGCGGUUGUGAUUGGCAGCGGCGUGGGAGGUUUGACAGCAGCAGCGCUUCUAUCCAAAGCCGGGAAGAAGGUUGUUGUUCUUGAGCAACAUGAUCAGGCUGGAGGCUGCACACACACCUUCGAGAAUAAGGGCUUUGAGUUUGAUGUGGGCAUCCAUUACCUGGGCCAGCUUCAUGAGAACAGCAUGUUAAAAAUUGCUUUGGAUCAGAUCACAGAAGGACAGUUGAUAUUCACAAAGCUGGAGAAGCACUUUGAUACGCUGGUCCUGGGUCAGCCUGACCAGCGCAGAGAGUACCAUAUUCAUGCUGGGAAGACUGAGAUGGCAGCAAGCCUGAAGAAGCAGUUCCCAGGAGAAGACGAUGCCAUUGAUGAGUUCAUGAGACUGAUGAAGCUCGCCUCUCGGAGGACGCCCCUCAUUGCCAUCUUGAAGAUCGUACCUUACUGGCUGGUUGACUUCCUCAUUCGGACUGGCCUCUUACAUCGCAUAUCUUCAGUGUUUCGCCUAGCAACGACCAACCAUUCAGAACUAAUGUCGCGCCUCACAAAGAACAAGGACCUGCAGGCUCUGUCUGCCUACCUGUUCUACGGUGUUCCUCCUAAACAGUCCAGUUUUCUCAUCAACGCUCUCCUCCUCCACCACUACAAGCGGGGUGCGUACUACCCACGAGGGGGCGCCAGCGAGUUUGCUUUCCACAUCAUCCCGGUUAUUCAGCAGUCUGGAGGUGCAGUGCUGGUCAGGGCUCCUGUACAACGCAUCCUCCUCAACCAGCAGGGGAAGGCCUGUGGUGUGACGGUUCUUAAAGGACAAGAAGAGAUUGAGGUCCGUGCCCCUGUUGUCAUUUCUAAUGCUGGAAUCUUCAACACCUUCCAGAAGUUUCUACCUCAGCAGAUACAGGAGCAACCAGAGAUCCAGUCGUUGUUGGGUAUGGUACGUCAUGGAAUGGGUUCCUUCUUGGUGUUCGUUGGUUUGGAUGGAACCAAAGAGGAGCUGGGCAUUGUUUCCACCAACUUCUGGAUGUAUAAAGACAAUGACUUGGACUCACUUAUGGAAAAAUACUCUUCUCUGAGCAAAGAGGAGGUAUUGGGGAACAUACCCAUGAUGUUCAUCACCUUCCCAUCUGCUAAAGACCCAACAUCCAGCAUCAGACACCCAGGGAAAUCCUGUAUGACUUUGCUAACUAUGGCUCGCUACGAGUGGUUCGAGGAGUGGGAGGGGACGAAGCUUGGCAAGAGGGGACAGGAUUACGUGGAUAUGAAAAACGGCAUGGCCCAAGAGCUGCUGGAGUGGGCGCUGACCAUCUUCCCUCAGCUACGAGACAAGGUGGUGAUGGUAGAUGCUGCCUCCCCUCUAACUAAUGUGCACUAUCUGGGUGCUCCGAGAGGUGAGAUGUACGGAGCUGAGCACAACUUGGAGCGCUUCAGUCCGGAAGUGGUUGCUAAAACUCGACCGGAGACUCCGAUCAGCGGCCUCUACCUGACAGGGCAGGAUGUCUUCUGUAACGGCAUGGCUGGAGCUCUGCAUGGCGGGCUGCUCUGUGCAUCAGCUGUCCUCAACCAGAUUCUCUACAUCGACCUUCUGGCCCUGAAGACCCGCCUCAAACACAAAAAGACGGAUCCCACGCUGGGCUGGUAGCAGCAGGGCCGAGGUGGAGGCCAAAUGCAUGUAAAUGUCUCAGUGUUUUCUGGAUUUGGUCGUGAUUUCUCAGAUGUUUUCAGAAUGCCGUGUGUUGCAGAACUUUCCUGGUUGGACAAAGCAAUGUUUUUGGAUGGGCACUUGUGAUUAUUCUGUUCAUUUUAUGAUCCAGUAGGUGUAUUUGUCAUUGGUUGCCUUCUCCUUUUACAGCUCUUUGAUCUGCAAGUUACAGAAUAGUUCAAGCAGCAGCAUCUCGAUUGGUUUCGUGUCCAAAUCCUACAAAACUGAUUUCACUUGUUACAAAUCCCAUAACGUACUAUAAUCAGCCCCUUUAGCAAUAAUUAACCAGAAUUCACUGAAAAGAAGAUCUCUGUGCUCUCAGGUAGAUUGGCCUUUCAUCGGUCUGUCUCAUAUAAUGCACAAAUAAUUGCAUAAGUGAUCGAUUAAUCAGUCAAAAGAAGCAGGAACUUGGGAAUUCUUCCAAUUUCUUACAUUCUGCAGAGCACCAUGUUAGUCCUUUAAAAUCCUCACACUGUUGUCCAAGUUUCCCUUUAAACAAUGAGCUGUCAGUCAGCAUUGUUUGGCUAGUUGGUGAGUAUUAAAACACCAAGACAAAGAAAGAGAAGGUUGAUGAGAGGGAGGCUGAGUUUGUUCCAUCCUUGACGUUGCUCCUCUGGCAUCAUUACCGAUUGUAGAAAAUGUGAAGGCAGAAUAGAAGCCUCAGAGUCGUAGCAUUUUGUGGAAGUUUCACAAACUGGAGGAAGGAUGAGUGGUGAAGUGUGUAGUUUGAAAGUGUGGAAAUGUUCUGGAACGUGCUUCAUAAUUACAUAAAAGGCUCCAAAGUUUAAAAGCAGUGGUGUACUCUGACUCAGCUUGUGGAUUUUGUUGCUUUGAAUAACAGUUUUCAGCUAUUUAUCUCUAGAAUAAUGUUCAAAUUAUUGAUUCAACCCUGAAAACCAAGAACUGAAGGAUGGAAAAGACAUGGAAUGUGGUAAAAGAGCUGGCCUUGGAAAAGUUCUCCGUUAAACUGAAGCAUCCUGUAGCCACAUUAUUACGUACACACAUGACACUAGCUUAUCAAAUAAAUCAUGUAAAACCCA
Messenger RNA from Acanthochromis polyacanthus (spiny chromis), 3668 nucleotides. RefSeq names its product all-trans-retinol 13,14-reductase-like. The record is from RefSeq and is a predicted model, not a curated record. NCBI's taxonomy places the organism in Eukaryota, Metazoa, Chordata, Actinopteri, Pomacentridae. The coding region runs from base 736 to 2568 and encodes 610 amino acids. The transcript is spliced from 12 exons. Gene Ontology annotation, molecular function: oxidoreductase activity.